AAUCCAGUCAGUAUCUGUUAACGAUACUUUCUAAAUUAUUAUUUUAGAUAUAAAAAUUUAAAACCAUGAUCUAACAAUCUCCAUUAUGAGUUCAGGGUUUUCCCUGUCCAUAUUUAAACAGGCACCUUUAACAAGUUGGAGAUGGAAGUCAAGUUCUUUUUGUGCUGUCAAAUUAUUGCAACAACAUGAAGUAACAAGACAACACUCUUCUGGUCCAAAAGGAAGACAUGCUGCUGUGCCAUUGAUGGGUUUAGGAAAAGCUGUUUCUCGUAAGCAGAAUUACGCUGUUAAAAAACCAAGAUCGAAAAUCAAAUCCCUGUCACGUGCUGACCUGAUCGAUCCUGACACAACGGAUUGGACAAAUGUGUAUGAUGCGGCAAGGUCUUAUAACCCUUCUGUUAUUCCGCUACCCAUUAGGAUGGGCAGACCAAGAGCUAACAAGCUUGGUGACGUACCUCCCAAUGAUAGCGGCAACGUGGAAUUGCUAAAAAUUCCAAACUUCUUCCAUCUCACUCCUCCUGCUAUCAAAAAGCAUUGCGAAGUCCUUAGAGAGUAUUGCACACCAUGGCCAGACAACCUUCCUUCUCGACCAAUACGUAUUACUACCAUAAACUAUGUAUACUCCGGGCCAUCGAUACGCCACCCGGAGUCAAGAAAAGUGAAAUUGCAGGUGUAUCUCAAGGAUCUUGAUCUUGAUGCUCAUGCUCGUCGAAAAUUAAUUUUGCUGGUUAAUGAUCGUUACAAUAAACACAACGACGAACUUACCAUCAUAGCUGACAGGUGCCCAACUAGGAAACAAAAUAAAGAUUAUGCAUAUUAUCUUCUUACCGCAUUGUACCACGAGUCUUGGAAAACCGAGUCAUGGGAAGAAGAAGCAGGUGAUAAGACAGACGAACAACUAGCAGGCGAGAUUGCUCAGGUACAAGUUGAACUCGAUCCGAGAGCAGUGGCCGAGAAAAAGCGACAUCGACGCCACUAUGGUAUAAUUAACGAUAAAUUAGUUCGAUUUAACAAAGUUGGAUAUCCGUUUGUGUAUGAAAUGAGAAAGUAUGGACUAGCUGGUGGACUCGAUUCAGAAGAAAUAAAGCAAGCAAAAGAGAAGUGGGCAAAUUUACAAAAAGACCAGGAAGAUCAGUCGACUUUUGAUCCUUUGUAUCAAAGAAGCUCUGAAUCUGAAUUUAAGAAUUAACUUUUAUAUAUUUAUAUAUUUUCCUGAAAUAAAAAUUACCUCCAAA
Molecule: messenger RNA, 1235 nt
Organism: Hydractinia symbiolongicarpus
Lineage: Eukaryota; Metazoa; Cnidaria; Hydrozoa; Anthoathecata; Hydractiniidae
Product: 28S ribosomal protein S35, mitochondrial-like
Exons: 8
Coding region: 86-1189 (367 amino acids)
Biological process (GO): mitochondrial translation
Cellular component (GO): mitochondrial small ribosomal subunit
Molecular function (GO): structural constituent of ribosome
Source: RefSeq, a predicted model, not a curated record